This is a messenger RNA of Sungouiella intermedia, 3609 nucleotides long. Lineage: Eukaryota; Fungi; Ascomycota; Pichiomycetes; Serinales; Metschnikowiaceae. The record is from the annotation of a GenBank genome assembly.
AUGGCUACUCCUGCUGAAAUUAUUGCUGCUCGUGUCAACGGGACCUACGUGGAAUCCGAGAAAAAUGAUGAGGCUGUUGCCCCUACCUCCUCUGAACCUUCGGUGACCAAUGGUUCUAGCCGUUCCGUGAGUGAUGAGUCUGCUUUCCCAGUUUUAGGUGGAGGUUCCAGAGCCUCCACUCCAGCUUCUGGUGCUUCCACCUCUUGGGGCCCCAACGCUAGUGGCGCCGCCUCUGCUACUCCUUCCCUCUCUGCCCCUGUGCCUAAGUCUUCUAGCGCUCCAAAGUUCAAGGGAUCCACCAUCCAAGAGGCAUUCUCCUUGGAUGCUGAAGACCAAUUGAACGUGGUAAGACCUGAGUUUAUUAAGAUUUUGACCUCCAUUAAGACCUCCACUAAGACGAACAUCGAGUGUACUACGUCGCAGCAUACGAAGAAGAGAACGUUCUUGAUCACUGGAAAGCCUGAGCAGGUCAAGCUCGCCAAGAGACUUGUUAUUAAGAAGUUGACCAAGCCAGUGACUUUGACCUUCAACAUUCCUGCCAAGGUUAGAUCUAGAGUCAUUGGCGCCCAGGGCCGUAACUUGAAGCCUAUCAUUCAGGAAAACGAGGUCAAGAUUGACAUUGGAAACUUGGAGGGUUCUGAAUCUCCAGAGCCUGAAGAUGAAGACGAUAUCUACGCCCUGACUGUGACAGUCACUAUCGAUGGAGACGCCGAGGGUGCUAAGCAUGCUAAGGCACAAAUUUUGGCUAUCGUCAAGGAAGAGACCAAAAACUUGCUGAUCAAAGUUGCUGUCGAUGAUCUUGUCAAGCCAUUUGUCACCAAAGCCAUCGAGAAGGUUAUCGAAACUUACCCCCAGCUUGAUAUCUCUGUGCCUCCAUACUACUCCUCCUCGAAGUCUGUUAUCAUUUCUGGUGACAGAGAAACAGCCUUGGAAGUUAGAGACCAAAUCAAAGACAUCAUUGCCCUUUUGGAGUCCAAGCUUGUCAUCGAAAGCGUCCCAAUUCCAAAGGUUAAGCAUCAAUUCUUGCCAGUUGACCUUAUUUUGGAAGAAGAUGACGUUUUGAUUAAGUUGCCUGAGGAGGGUGAGACCGAUGUCAAGUUCAUUGGUGAACCAAAGAAAAUCAAGACUGCCCAAGAAAAGGCCAGAAAAACCACUUCUCAGUACAAGGUGGAAGUUUUGGACAUGAGCAAGGCCCACAAAGGUAACUUGGAACAUGUGAGAGCCAUCGCUGCCUUGUUGUCCAAGAACGGCACUUUCUCUACCAUUGCCUCCGAGAACGAAGUUGUCAUCAACCCACCUUCAUUGGAGUUCUUGGCUGACGAGACCCAAACUUCCCUUCCAAUUGAGAUUGUUGUUAAGAACGAUGAUUCCGAAAAGGCCAAGGGUGCCAGAAGAAGCAUUGUCGCUGCCGUCAAUAACAUCACACCAUCUCAAGCCAAGAUUGUGGCUGACAUUGACUCGUUCUUCAUUGCCAAGGUCCCAGAGACUCUUGAUGCUGUGGAGGCUCAAUAUGUCAUUCUCAAUGAUAAGGUCAUCUUGUUUGAUGUUGCCGAAAAAGAGGGCGGUGAUGACUUUGACGAUUUCGAAGAUUCGACAUCCGACGCCUUGGAGGUUGCCAACAAGGCUCUUGACAACUUGAGAGAGUUGCAGGCCUCCUUGGACACUGUCGUAUUGAAGGUCCCAUCUGGCGAGCAGACUCACAUUUCUGGACCUCAUAAUACCACUUUGAAGUGCAUCUUAGCUAACGUUGAACCAGAUUCGGUUGUUGUGGAAUUGCACUCUAAUGCUUCUGGCACUUCCGACAACGAAGUGUACAUUCACGGACUUAAAUCUGAGGUUGAAACUGUUGUUAAGGAUAUCAAGUCUAUUUUGGCUGAGGCAGAGGAGUACAAGGCCACCGGUGGCUUUAGUGCUACCUUGGAAGUUCCAACUUUUGUUUUGUCCAGAGUCAUUGGUAAGGGUGGUACCAACUUGAACACCAUUAGAGAUCAAUAUGGCGUCAAGAUUGACAUUGCCGGUGAGGCCAGAGAUGAUGAGGUCACUGACAAGUCUAUCAAAACCGAGAUUUCUGUUGCAGGUAUCAAGAGAAACGCCGAGGCUGCUAAGGAGGCUAUCAGCAAGUUGGCCAAGAAGUUUGCUGACGAUACCAUUGCCAGAUUGAGAAUCGAGAACCAGUACCACAGAAGAAUCGUGGGUCCAAGCUUCUCCUUCAUCAACAGAUUGCAGGACAAGUACAAUGUCAAGAUCCGCUUCCCAUCUGAGAACAACACUAGCUUUGCUGAUGCUCCAAAAAACAAGGAUGAAGUUACCAUCAGGGGUCCAUCCAAGAGCGUCGCUAAAGCCGAGGAGGAAUUGAAGGAAUUGUACGAGUUUGAGAGGGAGAACGGAUUCAAGUCCAGUAUCAAGAUCCCGGUCAAGGCCAUUGCCAGAGUCAUUGGUAGAAAUGGUGAAACUAUCACCGAUAUUGCUGAUGGCACUGGUGUCGAGUACAGAUUCAACAGAGACAGAAAGGAAGAAGAAGAGCUUGGAUACGUCGAGGUUGAGUUGACUGGAUCAAAGUCUGCAUUGAAAGAGGCUACUCAGAAGAUUAACGAGAUUGUUGAAGAAGCAGAGAACUUUGUGACUGUAACCAUUAAUGUCGCUCCUAAGUACCACCGUGACUUGGUUGGACCUAGCGGUUCUGUCAUGAGAAAGAUGAUUGAAAAGGCAGGCGGUGAGAAUUUGUCCAGACAGCAAUACGCCAGAUUGUUGACCAUUCCGAAUGAAGGAUCUGACUCUGAUGAGGUCGUUUGUCAGGGAGACAAGAAUAUCGUCGACAGCAUUGUUUCUCAAAUCAACGAGAUAGUUGCUGAAAAGGAAGCAUCUGUCGAGGACGAGUACGACUUGGCCAAGGAAAAGCACAAGCUCAUCGUCGGCCCGGGAGGAUCGAUUCGUCACGCCUUGCAGGACGAGUUCAAUGUCCAGAUCAAUAUUCCAAGACCUGGAGACUCUGCAACCGUGAUUAAAUUGUUUGGAUUGCCAGAGAACAUUGAGAAGUUGAAGGCUAAGUUGGACGAGACUACUAAGGACAACUGGAACGAGAGCAUUGAUAUUCCAGCAGCCUACCACUCAUUGGUUUCUGACAGAGGAGCUUUUUUCAAGACAUUGAGAAGCGAGUACAAUGUGGAGGUUGCACACGGUAAUCUCACCAGAAAAGCAUCCAAUUUGUCCAAUGCAGCAAUUCCUACCCCACCAGAGGAAGCUACAGGCGAAUCCGGCACCAAGUUUACUAUUAUUGAGAACGUCGCCGCUGAGGGUGACGACGCCGUGAUUCCAUGGAGAUUAAUUGGUGAGAAGGAAGCCACAGCUAAGGCUGCCGUGCUUAUCGGCGAACAAUUGGAGCGUGCGAAACUUGCCAACCGUGCUGCAUGGUUUUACUCCAACACUCCAUCGAACCACUUCCCAAGAAUCAUUGGACCUCAAGGACGUAAGGUUAACCAAAUCAGAAAGAGUACAGGCGCGUUCAUUACUGUUCCACGUCUGAACGAAAAGAACAAUCAAUACAUCUACUUAGUGGGUACUGAAGAGAGUUUGAAGAAGGCACAAGAGGCUUUCAACAAGCUCAUUUGA